Messenger RNA from Lates calcarifer (barramundi perch), 3046 nucleotides. RefSeq names its product PWP2 small subunit processome component (gene pwp2h). Gene Ontology annotation, cellular component: Pwp2p-containing subcomplex of 90S preribosome; small-subunit processome. Bases 139 to 2919 code for a protein of 926 amino acids. Gene Ontology annotation, molecular function: protein binding. Gene Ontology annotation, biological process: maturation of SSU-rRNA from tricistronic rRNA transcript (SSU-rRNA, 5.8S rRNA, LSU-rRNA); ribosomal small subunit assembly. The transcript has 21 exons. The record is from RefSeq and is a predicted model, not a curated record. NCBI's taxonomy places the organism in Eukaryota, Metazoa, Chordata, Actinopteri, Centropomidae.
CGUCAAGUGUCAACAAAUCACAAACACGUGUGGAAGAGGAGGCAUGUGUAACAGUAGUCUUAUAUUCUUACUUCAACGGGGAUGUUUAAAUAAUUAAUAAGAAGAUAAAUGCACGAAGAUUAAGGAAUAUUCAACAAAAUGAAGUUUGCUUAUAGGUUUUCCAAUCUGCUCGGAGCAGUCUAUCGACAGGGGAAUUUGAAUUUCUCUAAAGAUGGUAACGCUGUGAUCAGUCCGGUUGGAAACAGAGUCUCUGUUUUCGACAUGAAAAACAACACAUCUGAGACGUUACCUGUCUCCACUACGAAGAACAUAACAUGUGUGGGUCUCUCACCUGAUGGAAACUUAGCCAUAGUAGUGGAUGAAGAUGGUGCAGCCUUGUUGGUCAGUCUCAUCACCCGAGCCAUCCUUCAUCAUUUCCACUUUCACAAACCUGUGAACAGCAUCCGUUUCUCACCUGAUGGCAGGAAAUUUGUUGUUACGAAGGAGAACGUAGCUCUGAUGUACCACGCUCCCGGGAAGCAGCGGGAGUUUAAUGCCUUCGUAUUGGACAAGAGCUACUACGGUCCUUACGACGAAACCACCUGCAUUGACUGGACGGACGACUCCAAGUGUUUUGUGGUGGGCAGUAAAGACAUGUCGACAUGGGUGUUUGGUGCAGAGCGCUGGGCCAACCUCAUCUACUACUCCCUGGGCGGACACAAGGAUGUGAUCGUGGGCUGUUUCUUCGAGAAGGACAGUCUGGAUCUGUACACGGUGAGCCAGGAUGGGACGCUGUGUGUCUGGGAGAGUGACACCGAGCUGGAUGGCCUCGUCCUGAAGAAGAGCCGGGACAAACCCAAGCCCCUGAGACAGAGGGAGGAAGAGGAGGAGGAUGAGGAGGAGGACAGGCUGGAGGGAGAGGAGGGAGAGGUCAUCAGAGGGAAAGCUGAAGCUCCCAAAGAGAAGACGACGAAGAACGUUCGAUACAAACAGAGAAGCAAACACUUCUUCAACAAGGAGGGGGAUUUUAAUAACCUGACUGCAGCCGCCUACCACAAACCGACCCACAUCCUGGUCACCGGUUUUGCGUCCGGUAUCUUCCACCUGCAUGAACUUCCAGAGUUCAAUCUUAUUCACUCCCUCAGUAUUUCAGACCAGAGGAUUGCUUCAGUGGCCAUGAACAGCUCUGGAGACUGGAUCGGCUUUGGAUGCUCAGGGAUGGGUCAGCUGCUGGUGUGGGAGUGGCAGAGCGAGUCGUACGUCUUCAAGCAGCAGGGACACUUCAACAACAUGGCGUCACUGGCUUACUCACCAGACGGACAGUACAUCGCGACGGGCGGUGACGAUGGCAAAGUCAAAGUGUGGAACACCAACAGCGGCCUUUGCUUCGUCACCUUCACUGAGCACACCAGCAGCGUCACCAACGUCACCUUCACCUCCAGCGGCUUCGUCAUCGUCAGCGCUUCUCUGGACGGGACGGUCAGAGCGUUCGACCUGCACAGGUACAGAAACUUCCGGACGUUCACAUCGCCUCGGCCUGCACAGUUCUCCUCCCUCGCAGUCGAUCACAGCGGGGAGCUGGUGAGCGCAGGAGCCCAGGAUUCGUUUGAGAUCUUCCUAUGGUCCAUGCAGACAGGCAGACUCCUGGAGGUUCUUGGGGGUCAUGAGGGUCCAGUCAGCUGCCUCUGUUUCAGUCCAGUCCAGUCCAUCCUGGCCAGCGCGUCGUGGGACCGCACCGUCCGGCUGUGGGACAUGUUAGACAGCUGGCAGGUCAAGGAAACGCUUCUCCUCACCUCUGAUGGCUUGUCGGUGACUUACCGCCCUGACGGUCAGGAGUUGGCUGUGGCCACUCUGAACGGGGAGAUCUCUUUCUGGAACCCGAACACGGCCACACAGACGGGCUCUGUGGCUGGACGCCACGACCUGGAGGUGGGCCGCAAAGAGACUGACAAAGUCACGGCCAAACAGACCGCCAAGGGCAAGUCCUUCACGUGUCUGUGCUACUCUGCGGAUGGGGAGUCUGUUCUGGCAGGAGGUCAGUCCAAGUUCGUCUGCAUCUACAACAUCAAGGAGCAGAUGCUUAUGAAGAAGUUUGAGAUCUCCUGCAACUUGUCAUUUGAUGCCAUGGAGGAGUUCCUGGACAGGCGGAAAAUGACGGAGUUCGGGAGCCUGGCUCUGGUGGAUGAGGGAGCUGGAGACGGAGACGGGGUCAACAUCAGCCUCCCUGGAGUCAGGAGAGGUGACAUGAGUUCUCGACACUUCAAGCCAGAGAUCAGAGUCAGCUCGCUGCGGUUUUCCCCGACUGGUCGUAGCUGGGCGGCCACCACCACCGAGGGCCUGCUGGUCUACUCUCUUGACGGCUCCAUGGUGUUCGACCCCUAUGACCUCGACCUGGACGUGACGCCGGCCAGCAUACGCAAGCAGCUGCGACUUCAGGAGUGGACGUCGGCCAUCGUCCUGGCGUUCAGGCUGAAUGAAAAGGCCCUCAAGCAGGAGGUGCUGGAAACGGUGCCACAUGAGCAAAUCCCGGUGGUUUGUGGGUCUCUCCCUGACAUUUAUGUGGAGAAGCUGCUGGGAUUUGUGGCGUCGUGUUUGGAGAAGUCGGGUCACCUACAGUUCUACAUGAGCUGGGCUCAGAGCCUGCUCAUGCUGCACGGACAGAAACUCAAGAACAGGUCAGGAGCCAUACUGCCUACCCUCCAGGCGCUGCAGAAGAGCAUCCAGAGACACUUUGACAACCUGUCCAAACUGUGCGACUUUAACAUGUACAACAUUCGUUAUGCCAAGGCCCUGUCGAAGCAGAGGGGUGUGAAGAGGGCGGCUGAGGAGGUCCAGGAGGAGGAGGAGGAGGAGGAGGAGGAGGAGGAGGAGGAGGACGAAGGGCUGUCUGAGGGCAUGAGUGAAGCCUCUGCAGAAGAUGCAGCAGAAAUGAUUCUUUAGGCUUAUUUAGGUGUCCUGAAGCCCUGCAGAGAUGAUAAUGAUGUUGGAUUGUAAAAACAAACAGAUUUCUGUGAUAAAACUUUGUUAUUGUAAACUGUUUUUUAUUAAAUUCUUAUGUAAAUGUAAA